Molecule: messenger RNA, 338 nt
Organism: Carlito syrichta (Philippine tarsier)
Lineage: Eukaryota; Metazoa; Chordata; Mammalia; Primates; Tarsiidae
Product: inositol hexakisphosphate and diphosphoinositol-pentakisphosphate kinase 2-like
Exons: 3
Biological process (GO): inositol phosphate biosynthetic process; inositol metabolic process
Cellular component (GO): cytosol
Molecular function (GO): inositol hexakisphosphate kinase activity; diphosphoinositol pentakisphosphate kinase activity; 5-diphosphoinositol pentakisphosphate 1-kinase activity
Source: RefSeq, a predicted model, not a curated record
GAGCUUUCAGGUGUAUGUAUCCUGGAGGUCAAGGAGAUUAUGCAGGAUUUCCUGGUUGUGGUUUACUUAGAUUACAUAGCACCUACAGACAUGACCUCAAAAUAUAUGCCUCUGAUGAAGGACGGGUCCAGAUGACUGCAGCUGCUUUUGCAAAGGGGCUAUUAGCUCUAGAAGGAGAGCUUACACCCAUUCUUGUUCAGAUGGUGAAAAGUGCAAAUAUGAAUGGUCUUUUGGAUAGUGACAGUGACUCUCUGAGCAGUUGUCAGCAACGUGUGAAAGCAAGGCUUCAUGAAAUACUUCAGAAAGACAGAGAUUUUACUGCUGAAGAUUAUGAAAAG